AUGAACAUACCAGCUUCCCGCCAGCAACUAGUCGUCUCUAUCUACAACAUCUCCACAGGCAGUGUUAUGCUCCUCUGGGGUCGUUUAGCUGACGUGUACGGCCGCCGUCUGGGCUUCCUAACAGGAUCUAUCCUCUUCACCUUAUCAACUCUCUGUCUCCCUUGGUCCAGCUACGAAAUACCGUUCUACGUAUUGAGAGCUGUUCAAGGCAUGUCAGCUGCGGCCAUUAUGCCUUCGGGUAUCGGCAUUUUAGGAUCCACCUUUGCGCCAGGUCCAUCGAGGAAUAUGGCUUAUAUCACCAUGUCAGCCAUGGCCUCCCUGGGUUCGGUCGUUGGCAGUCUUUUGGGCGGUUUUGUAGGGUCUGCUCUUGGUUGGAAGUGGGUGUUCUGGAUACCUGCUGCGGCCUCUGUUUGCAUCACCGUUUCUGGCUUGGCUAGACCCGAUAUUGAUUGGAUUGGAGGCCUACUAGUUUCUUGCAGCCUGACACUGCUCCUGGUAGUCAUGACGCAGGCUAAUGUUGUCGGAUGGUCUACACCUUGGAUACCACCGCUGUUGAUCAUGUCUUUGCUGGUAUUUGGUGGAUUCAUCUUUUAUCAGUGUCGACUCGAGAGGGACUCGGACCGUAUACCGUUGAUACGCAUGUCUAUGUUCAAGAAAAAGAAAUUCUCGGCGCUGUUUGUGUUGGUGGGUUGCUUCUAUGCAUCUUUCAACGGCUUUCUCGUGUUUGUAACCUACUUCUAUCAAAACUAUGAGGGACUAGACCAGUUGCAGACGACACUUCGAUUUCUUCCCGCUGGUGUUUCUGGCUUACUUGUAUCAUUUGCCGUCUUUCCAGCUCUCAACCAUCUCCCAUCCUUCAUAGUCUUGACUUCAGGCCUCUUAUUCAGCAUCAUAUCUCCGUUCAUACUCGCUCUACCAGCUAUCCCACCAAGCACUACUUAUUGGGCAUGGGGUUUCCCUGCCAUGUGCUUCUGUAUGAGCGUUGAGAUAGUCUGGCCCGUCUUUAGUCUGCUUACUGCCAAGUCUUUACCCCAAGAGGACCAGUCUCUCGGCGGCGGCCUUCUACAGACAGUAAAUAAUAUCGGCCGUGCUUUGGGUUUGGCGGUUGCUACAGCUGUGCAGACCUCAGUCUCUGGCGAUACGGAUGACUUCAUAGGAUCGGAUGAUUACUUGCGGGGCCUAAGAGCUGCUCAGUGGGUAAACUUUGCUCUGGCAGCAACUUCAAUGUUGAUGGGCCUGAUUUUUUUCAGAGGAUCGGAGAAAGCAUGA
This is a messenger RNA of Fusarium redolens, 1269 nucleotides long. RefSeq names its product drug resistance protein. Gene Ontology annotation, biological process: transmembrane transport. Gene Ontology annotation, cellular component: membrane. Gene Ontology annotation, molecular function: transmembrane transporter activity. Lineage: Eukaryota; Fungi; Ascomycota; Sordariomycetes; Hypocreales; Nectriaceae. The record is from RefSeq and is a predicted model, not a curated record. The coding region runs from base 1 to 1269 and encodes 422 amino acids. The transcript is spliced from 4 exons.